Molecule: messenger RNA, 519 nt
Organism: Cordyceps fumosorosea ARSEF 2679
Lineage: Eukaryota; Fungi; Ascomycota; Sordariomycetes; Hypocreales; Cordycipitaceae
Product: Nuclear transport factor 2
Exons: 2
Coding region: 1-519 (172 amino acids)
Source: RefSeq, a predicted model, not a curated record
AUGAGCGGCUCGAAUCUCCCGGACGCGCAUACGCAGGUGCAGGUUUCCAGCGAAGCCGCCGACAACUUCAUCAACACGUACUACCAGGCCAUCAACAGCAAGUCCAACCUGCAAAACUUCUACGUCAACUCGUCGCCGCGGUACCCGAAGCCCGCCGACAUCUCCAUCAACGGGCAGGUCCUCGCCUUGCCCGCCGACUACCUGGCCCUCAUCGAGGCCCAGGGCAGCGGCGUGCACUAUGACGUCGAGUCGCUCGACGCGCACGUACUGAACCCGUCCUUUACCGUGGGUAUGCCCGAGAAGCUGAACGACGCGGAGCGCGCCGAGCGCGCCGGCUCCCGCAUGAGCCUGGCGGUGACGGCGGUCGGCCGCGUGCGCUUCGGCCGCGGCAAGGAGGCGCCGCAGAAGAUGUUCAACGAGACGUUUGUGCUGGUGCCCAACUGGGACGCCCUGGCGCGGAACCCGCCCCGCGGCCUCAAGAAGUGGCUGAUCAUGUCGCAAAACUUUCGCGCUCUGUGA